This is a messenger RNA of Closterium sp. NIES-65, 1257 nucleotides long. The record is from the annotation of a GenBank genome assembly. Lineage: Eukaryota; Viridiplantae; Streptophyta; Zygnematophyceae; Desmidiales; Closteriaceae.
AUACACGUGAUGAGCACUUUCCUGAGCCUGGCCUUGAGUCACAACCGCACACUCGUGCCCGCGCCUGGCUCGUACGACCGAGCAUUCACUGAGACAUGCAAUUCCACAAAGACAGGUGGGGCGUGGGGUUGCUACUUCUUCCCCAUAGUGAAUCCCGACUGUGAGCGCGUGGUCUCGGAUAUGACAGCCAGCAGCACCAUGCCCCCUCUCUCCUCUGACAAAGUGGGCCACAAUCGCCUCGCUGCCUCGGGCGACCUUGUGGUGCAUCUCAACGCCAGCUGCGACAGCCAGAUGAAGCUUGAGGCGCGUGCUGCUAAGCUAUGGGGCGAUGCGUUCGCGAGGGCCCCGAAUGUGGUGGAGUAUAUGGGGGAGCAGCCGCCUGCUGAGACCAAUCACCCCGUGGUGCACUGGUGGCGAUCCCAGUCAACACGCUUCAUGCUGCGCUGGCCCUCCCCUCACACGUGCCACCAAAUCAACAAGGAGCGCCACACCGCCUACGGCCUCCUCACCGCAUCCCACCUCUCGCGCUACACCGAAACCCAGACCGAGAUCCUCCGGGCCGUCGCAGGCAAUACAUCCGAGUCACCCGAAUCCAAGAAACUUUCCGAGAUUUCCGCGGGCCCUCCGGGACCCAUUGAAUCGCAAGUCUGGACCGUCCGGGGGUUCGCGGGGUGUAAAGAGACCUGCAUGAGUGCUGCAGAUGCCAAGGCGAUAAAGGAGACGUACGCAUCGUUGGGAGGGGAGCCGUUUGUGAUGCGGCCGAUCGUGAGUGUGCACGUGCGGCAGAGCGACAAAGGGACUGAGAUGCGCCUGUCGCCGCUCGCCACGCACAUGUUCUUUGUGCAUCGGCUGCGCCGCCACGUGCCGGACCUGCGACACGUGUGGCUCAACACCGAGAUGGAGGUGCGUUGUGACGCCUCAAAAUACACCUCAAUGUCGCCGCUUGCCACACUCAUGCUCUUUGUGCACCGGCUGCGGCGCCACGUGCCGGACCUGCGACACGUGUGGCUCAAUACGGAAAUGGAGGUGCGUGCGUGGGGCAAUGGAUGCUUUGAGAGGUGCGUGGAGAUGUGUCUGUCGCCGCUCGCGACGCACAUGUUCUUUGUGCACCGGCUGCGGCGCCACGUGCCGGACCUGCGAUACGUGGGGCUCAAUACAGAGAUGGAGGUGUGUGGGGCAACGAAUGCUUGCCUUGCCCAUGCCUUCUACUCCUCCACCUCUUUAUCGCUUGCCAAUGGCGUUGCUUGUCUUCCCUAA